Messenger RNA from Lymnaea stagnalis (great pond snail), 3987 nucleotides. NCBI's taxonomy places the organism in Eukaryota, Metazoa, Mollusca, Gastropoda, Lymnaeidae. The record is from the annotation of a GenBank genome assembly.
GGGUUAUAGCUGGAGAUAGUUACUUUGGGUGGCGUAUGUUGUUGGACUUUCCUUUUUAAAGAUUGAUUUUUUGUUAUACUUAAGUCUUAAAUUUGUAUUUCACCAUUUGAUGAAACAAUCCAAUGGAUAUGCUUGACGUCACGGUGCUUCUGCUAGCGUUGUGUAAGUAGAGAGACGUAGAGACGUCUUACGCGAUCUCUUUACCAGGUUCAUUUAACGUGGCUUACAUGACAUCUCUACUCUAAUUUUAACUUGCAAAAAAUGGCAUCUCCACACUCGCAUGAACUUGCGCCUAAAAUAAAAUCUCUGUAAUCACUUUAACUUCUCUGAAUGACAUCACUACAUUCACAUUAACUUGGCUAAAAUGACAUCUCUAUAUUCACAUUUACUUGGCUAAAAUGGCAUCUCUAUAUUCGCAUUAACUUGGCUAAUAUGGCAUCUCUAUAUUCACAUUAACUUGGCUAAAAGGACAUCUUUAUAAUCACAUUAACUAGGCUAAUAUGGCAUCUCUAUAUUCACAUUAACUUGGCUAAAAUGGCAUAUAUUUAUUCACAUUUACUUGUCUAAAAUGGCAUAGCUUUAUUCACAUUAACUUGUCUAAAAUGACAUAUCUUUAUUCACAUUAACUUGGCUAAAAUGGCAUAUCUUUAUUCACAUUAACUUGGCUAAAAUGGCAUAUCUUGAUUCACAUUAACUUGGCUAAAAUGGCAUAUCUUUAUUCACAUUAAUUUGGCUAAAAUGGCAUAUCUUUAUUCACAUUAACUUGGCUAAAAUGGCAUCUCUAUUAUAACAUUAACUUGCAAUAUUAUAUCUAAGAUAAGUUCUUUUUUUUUUAAUUUCAACUUUUAUCUCUCAUUACUUUUGCAGAAGAAGACAUUUUUCCGUCACAUUCCUUGAUUUAUUUUUUUUUAACUUCUUUUAGGUUUUCCCAUACCCCGUGUUUUUUACCUCUUGUACACAUGUACAACAAAGCCUUACAAAUUUUAAUAACGUCACGCAAAUGUACAAGAAGCUAUUCCAACAGAGACACGACACGUACGUGAACUUCCCUUCUUCAAUGUUCAAUCUAAACUAUUAAAGCCCCUUGCCCUACGCCUGUUAGUUAUUGUGCACAACGAUACCCAGCAAAUGCUUAGGGAAGAAAAUAGAAUGGAUUACCGCACCACUGAAAUAUUUCAGUCUUUUGAAAAAUACUUUAAUAUUAAACGGUACUGUAAAUUGUGUUCUUAAACCCAAAUAAACGCGUUUUAGAUGAAUUCAGCCUACUUACCUCUCGUCAGGUUCCUCUUUCCAUUGUUCUCUGUUCACAAAAUUAAGUAUUGAUUCCAAUCCUAGGACGGCGGACAAGAGCUAAUGCAUCCUGUAUGUUACCGUACUUAAGCGUGACUUAAAAUAUUGAAUAUGCUUCCUUUUUUUUUUCCCCGCUUAUCCCUAGGAUUUUCAUUGCCAUCCCAACUAUGCGUGUUAUUUUAUUUAUUUUUUUACCAUUUUUAUGGAUUUUUUCCCCGCACAGUAACUGCAGUUGGAGUUAGCAACGGGCAACAAUCGGGUGAGUACUGUUUGAUUUCACGGCGCGCUAAUCAGAGUGAAUUUCUUACAGAAAUGCACUUAAAAUACGGAGAUCUAAUUUGAGUUUCAUGCCUUGUGGAGCUCACGUACACAAAAGGGCUUUAUUCGUAAAUAGUUAAAUACCUACAACGGAUAUUUUAUAUUAAUGCAGACGUGUGUUUGUUUAGUAGUAGGUUUUCAAUGGAGGCAUAGAACAACUAAUCAAGUGAAAGAAGACAAUGCUUGGUAAUAUUGGGUAUAACAACUAGUUUUAGAAUUCCUUAAAACAAAUCCAGAUAAAGUCAGUUGUCUGUUUAAUUUUUUUUCUACUAUUUCGACACAAAUUUAUUGGGGCAAAGUACUGAAUGCCCCCUCCCCCACCCAACCAAAAACAAAAAACAAAACACUUGACAUUCUACAUUAAAGGUUGACGUCACGCACCGCACUUUGAGAAUAAUAUUGAAGACACUUGUGCUUUCAUCGCCUAAUCCAUGUUAUUCUCAAACCGUCCAGGUUGCAGUACUGCUCAGAAUGACUGUCAAAGAUCUGCUGCGGCUGCGUUUGGUAACAGUUCCGCCACAGACGAAGACAAGUGCGGGUGAGGGUACACUUUCGUUUCGUACAAUGCCCUAUACACUUUGCAGAAGAUACACUAGUCAUAACUAUUAACUAUUACACAGGCGUCAAUGUGAAAAUAGAUGUAUAAAAGACCAGAGCAUAGAGAUCUUAACGUGCAUUUUUUAACAUAUAAUUCUGAAAAUUAAUAAUUGAACAUAUGCAUCAAAAAUCAAAUAGACCAGAACGUUAUGUAUAAGAACAAGUAAUACAGCUGUGCAGAGAAAAUCCAAUCCCCACUUAGGGGCUGAAUGCACACUCACGAAAACACGCACGUUCGCAUUUCCUGACCCAAAAAUUUGGAACACACUUUCUGUCGCUCUCAGAAAUAGCCAGACACUGGAGUCUUUCAAAACCGAUUUAAAAACAUAUCUAUUUCGCAAACACCUGUUCGGGUGAAGUUGUCUACCAUCUUUUCCAGCUAGCUAUUAUCUCCUAGGUGUAAAGUGGCCGUGUUGUUUAUGGUUGCAAGGGAUGAAAGACUUAGAAUGGGUAUCCUCGUAUGUAGUUUAGAAUGGGUAUCCUCGUAUGUAGUUUAGAAUGGGUAUCCUCGUAUGUAGUUUAGAAUGGGUAUCCUCGUAUGUAGUUUAGAAUGGGUAUCCUCGUAUGGAGUUUUUGUAAUGUUUCGUUUUGUAUUUCAAUGUGGUAAAAUAUAGAUUUUUUUUUUCAUUUCUUUUUUAAUAUGGAUGACUUUGUACCGCGCUUGUAGCCUUUGGGGUGAAGCAUGAUUUUCAAAUAAACUGUAUUAUUAUUAUUAUAUACACACCAACUUGUGCGCACGAAAAAACACACUUAGCAUGGGUACAUAUGUAUGGGGUACGUUCACAUUUUUUGUAAAGCUAAGUUUUUGUUUCUAAACUCGAUUUCUGUAAGUUGAGUAGGGAUAAUUAAAACAGACAAAAUAAAAAUAGUAUUUAAAAUAACACUUUUCCCUUCAGUAAUUUAUUUCCUCUCAAUGCAUUGUAUGGCCCAAAACAUUUUGUUAUUUUUUUCUACAAAAUAACCUUUUUUCCCAUAAGUGUUAUAAAAGGUAAAGAAUAUUCAAGCAAGUAUCUUAAAGAGUCAAAUAUUAUUGUGGGACCAGAUAAAAAAAUAAAAUAUAUUAAAAGCUAGGAAAUUGAAACUUUCCAUUCUGAGUUAUGUGCUUUAUGUCAUAAAAAUUAAUUUUAUCAAUCGUCAAUUAAAUAUCAUUUAGUCCUAUAUAUUAUUUAACAGCUAAUUUCUGACUCUUUUAUUAUUUUCUUUUUUACACCUUGUCCUACAUUUCCACAGAAAGACCAAGGAAGCUCUUUCUUGUAUUAAAAAUCUGACCUGCACAUCUGACGUCACCUUUAGAGCUCUAUUCCUCGUGACCCUAGACAGACUGACAGCGCUAAACCUAUCCAGUUGUGGUGACGGCACAUAUUUCAUUAUAUCUAUAUAACAUUACCAAAAACUCUCACUGCUGAAUCUUGUAUUGAUACACUGAAAAGUAGUGUGAGAAUAUGUAAAGAAUAUGAUGCUUUAAAUCAGGUCUGCACAACAUACGGCCCGCAGGCCACAUGCGGCCCACCAGCACCCACUUUGCGGCCCGCGCAGUAACGAAAUAUUCUUUAUUCGUAUUAUUAUCCUAAUAGCUUUCCCUUCGCCCUAUUUUCUUUUGGUCCGCACAGGUUUUUUCAUACAGUAUUACGGCCCGCCUUAAAUGUUGAGUUGUGCAGCAGGCCUGCUUUAAAUUAUUUUAUUUAAUUUUCACGCCUUUAUUAUCCAAUCCCCGUAAAUCUUGCCCUGAACAACUCUACGUGCACUUAACCUGUCCGCAUUCAUAAUAUGUAUGUGUAUUUU